Molecule: messenger RNA, 2656 nt
Organism: Botrytis cinerea B05.10
Lineage: Eukaryota; Fungi; Ascomycota; Leotiomycetes; Helotiales; Sclerotiniaceae
Exons: 5
Coding region: 30-2015 (661 amino acids)
Source: RefSeq, a predicted model, not a curated record
GCGAAUAUGAAAAAAUAUGGCAAAGCUGUAUGGAGUCCUUCCUUGAACCUGCUGUCAUGAUCAUCGAAGCCAUAAACCAGGGACUCGAACACGCGGCGCUACAGCUUGAGAUCAUUCCUCCCCCUGGAAAGAAGGGCCAUCUCAGAUGGUUCUCACAUGCCACUCAAAGCACCAUGUCAGCAGAUGUUGAAUCCGGUGGAGAUGAGAUCAAGCCAGGGAACCCAGCAUUCUCGAAGAUGCUCGAGCAAAAAUUGGCAGAUUUCUUGGCGAGAAAGUCUGAGUAUCUGGAUGUAUGGGCGAACAGCAGAGGCCUGACGAAAGAACAACUCGAGAAAAUGCAGACUCAGGACGAGUUCGAUGGGGAUAGAGAGAAAGCCCCAUUCAAUCACCAUACGCCACGAAAUCGGAAGCAGUUGUACUUGCUCUUGUAUAUGCAACACAUGCUUUAUACAGCCGGGAUAUCAGUGCUUCAACUGUGCAAGUUCUCCGACGACAUCAUUGCCGCAGGCAUCAUGUCUAAGAGCGGACCCAUAAUUCCUCCCCUUAUCACCCUAGUCAAAUGGUUCUCGGCCAUAUUUGAUACAGCGGAUGCAACUCUGCCGGACGAUGAAAGACCAAGAACUAUGAAGGAGCAAACCCUGCUAUUCGGUAUUGCUGGCAAAGUCACACGCAAUAUCGAGCACCUUCCACCGCGGAAUGCUUACGAGCGGUUGGGUGUCUGCAUCAACAGGUUUCAGCAAUUUCUCAGAGGUCCAGAGUUCAGCUUUGGCUUCAGAUCAGCAUGUGCAACCAUGUCUUGUGCUAUCCUAGCUUAUCUGCAUCAAACACAGGAGAUAUUUACCCAUUAUCGUCUGAUUUGGUCCGUUAUUAUUUCUGCUAUUGGGGCCAAUAUGUCGGCGGGGCAAUCCGGAUUGUCGGAUGUCCUUCGCAUUCUUGGCUCAUUUGCGGCAUUGAUAAUAUGUUAUGCUGUUUGGUAUAUUCCAAAUGGGCAUGUUGCUGGUGUGAUCGUCAUCAUGUGGUUGGCAUCUUUCUUCCAGAUGUACUUCCUCAUCAGAUGGCCCAAAUACAUCAUAGGAUGGCUCGUUAUUCUUAUCACCGAAGUCCUGUCUAUCGGCUACGAGCUUCAGGUCAAGAAGAUAGGCAAGGUCAACGCUGAGUCUACAGGUAUUUAUGUGUUUCCUCCAUACUAUGUCGCAGCUCUCCGUGUUGCUUGCGUGUUGUGGGGCACAUGUGCUUCCAUUUUCUUCACAUACCUUCCAUAUCCAAUCACGGCCAGAGGACUUCUUCGCAAGGACAUGGCGGUGGUAAUUCAACUACUCGCCAAUUAUCAUGCCGUUGUUCACUCCACGAUAAAAGUUCGCCUCCUGGGGAAGGAAGGUGAUGUAUCGGAGAAGCAUAGUCAUGGAGAUAGGAUGGCACGUACGAGAAAGGCUAUGUUCAACAAAAUCAUGACACUGAGCGUGUCGAUCAAUCACAAUGUUUACCUUCAGAAGUACGAGCCUAGUCUGGGAGGUCGCUUUCCCGUGGCAAUAUUCAAGGACAUUAUCUCACAGCUCACAAAUCUUUUGGAUCUCAUCUCCCUACUUUCCUACUCAACCCAAGUCUGGGAAGUCUCCGGCGUCACCAAAUACUGCUUCGCUCACAGCCCCGAGAACGCCAUGUGGCUAUCCGACCUCUCCAAGCUAAUUGAGCCCAUCAACCCAAUCGAAGAAGGAAUCACCUCCAUUCUCUGCCAACUAUCAACAGCCGUCUCCACCGGUCGAGCUCUUCCGCCACAUAUGAGAACGAAAACUCCGUACCGACUUUCGGAACGCCUGAGGACGCUGGAUCCGGAGAUUUUACAUCUAGAUCAUAUGCUGGAGCCGGGAUACUCAGCGCAUGCAGUUAUGGAGAUCAUUUCGAGCAUGGUUACGUACAAGAUUGACCGGCUUGUAUCAACGGUUGAAGACUUGGUGGGCGUUAUCAGUUUUAAUUUUGGACAGGGGGGUGAGGAAGGGCAGGGGAAAACAGAAUGAAUGCAGUCUCAUCACUCGAUUCAGAUAGGAUCAAUGGUCACGUGAUUGACACCGUCACCAUUAGAUAUCGUGGAAGUUAGUCAUCGACGGACUGAUGAAGCACAACAUUCUCAAUUUCAAGGCAUCUCGGGCUUGUGUAGCUUCUCACAAAGUACACCCAGCCGCCACCAACAUGUUCUGGCUCAGAUGUGCAACAAAAAACUUUAGAAUUGACAAUUAGCUCCAUCCCCCACCUCUUUUCGUACACCGUAAUUCACUUUAUUUUGAUGUUUAUUUCUCCUUUUUCUUUUCUUUUCUUUUCUUAUUUACAACCUCUCAAAAACACAACUUUUUUCAAUUACCAUUAUCCAUCCUUUUAUCACAAUUCCUAAAUUCCUAUUUAUACAUUAUCAAUUUUAAUCCCAUCUGAUCAUAUCAAACUGUGCUGACAAAGUGAGAUAGAAAAAAAACUGCAAAAAAUUAAUUUAAACAUGAGAUUCAGGAAUUCUGAAUGAAUGAACUCUCUGACGGGGAGUCGAACCCCGGUCUCCCGCGACUUGCAAUGUUAUUGACAAGCGGAAAUCAUGACCGUUAGACCAUCAAAGAUGUUGUUUGAUUGUUGAAUUAUUGGCGAUGGGGUGGAGUUCUAAAUAUAUAUUGCA